GAAGCGAGGGACUUCGACGGGCGAGUCUUCUAUAUCGACCAUAACACUCGGCAGACCUCGUGGAUUGACCCCCGGGAUAGGAUUACAAAGCCAUUGACAUUUGCUGACUGUGUCGGUGAUGAGCUUCCUUUAGGAUGGGAAACUGUUUAUGAUCAACAGAUUGGAGUUUAUUAUAUGGACCACAUAAAUCAGCUCACGCAAAUUGAGGACCCAAGGGAGCAAUGGAGAAGGGAGCAGGAACGCAUGCUAAAGGAAUAUUUAAUAGUUGCCCAGGAGGCACUCAAUGCCAAGAAAGAGAUUUAUCAGAUCAAGCAGCAGCGUUUUGAAUUAGCCCAAGAAGAAUAUCAGCAAUUGCACAAAAUGUGUGAGGAUGACAGCCGUUCUUAUGCCAGCUCAUUCUCUGGAUUUUCAACCAAUACCAAGUAUGACCCAUAUCAGAUUAAAGCAGAAAUAGCCAGCCGUCGUGAUAGACUUUCUAGGCUGAAACGAGAACUGGCACAGAUGAAGCAGGAGCUGCAGUAUAAGGAAAAAGGAGUGGAGACUCUGCAAGAGAUUGACCGAAAGAUGUCAAGUGCUCAUACAAAUUACAGACUGGAUGAAGCACAAGCUAUAAUGAGUGAGCUUCGAACCAUAAAGAAAGCUAUAUGUACAGGUGAAAAAGAAAGGCAGGACCUUAUGCAGAGCCUGGCCAAGUUAACAGAUGGAUUCAGGAAUAGCUGUUGUAUUACAGAUUCACUGCAGGAUCUCCAGCACAAUUCUAGUUCACUCAGCGACUCCUGUUUACCUCAACAGCACUGUGAUGCUUAUUCUCAGACUGACAUCACUGGUGAGUUUGGGUUUGAUGACAAAACAAGACUUGUAGACAAAGUAAGACUGAACUGGCAGUAUGAAGAGGCAAAGAAAAGGGUUUCAAAUAUACAACAGCAGCUGGCCUUGCUAGACAAUGAAUCUUGGCCAGGAAUGGCUGAGGCGGACAGGGACCGUCUUCAGCUCAUCAAAGAAAAGGAGGCUCUUCUUCAGGAGCUGCAGCUCAUCAGUCAGCAGAGGCGAUCCCCAGAAGACAUUGCACGUUUGGAUGAAGAGAAAAGACGUUUGGAGGAUGAAAUUCAGCGGGCUCGAGCAACAUCUGCACAUGGGGCCACUGAAAGGAUACUCUUACAGGAAAAGAGAAAUUGUUUGCUUAUGCAGUUAGAGGAAGCUACUCGUUUAACCUCCUAUUUACACUCCCAGUUAAAAAGUCUGUCAGCUAGCACCCUCACAAUGUCCUCUGGCAGCAGCAGGGGAUCUCUGGCCUCCAGUCGAGGAUCCUUGGCCUCCAGCAGAGGCUCCCUCAGCUCGGUCAGCUUUACGGACAUCUAUGGCCUUCCGCAGUAUGACAAAUCAGACAGCGUCACAGACUAUGGGCAGCAUUUACGCUUUGACAUCAUUCCCUUCGAGUCUCUCACAAAGGAUGUGCCAUACGCUGAUCCUGUCGGACACUCGAAUUUCAACAAGCAGCGGAGGUCGCUGGAUACCCCACAGUCCCUGGCGUCCCUGUCAUCACGGUCCUCCUUGUCAUCGUUAUCCCCUCCAAGCUCACCUCUGGACACCCCAUUUCUCUCUGCAUCUCGAGAUUCUCCCUUGGCUCAGAUGUCAGAAGGUUUUGAGGAAAUGGCAAGCAUAGGAGCCCUGGAAAUGCUCAGGGCUCAGACCACAGCAUUGGGUGACGAUGAUACACAAGGAACAAGCUCAUCUCACAUGUCCGCUUACCCUGUGGACGGUGAAGCCUUGCGAGAAAUGGGACCACAGCUGACUGCUGCCCAGACUGUUGGAGCUGUAACUCUGCGAGGAGACAGUGGUAGAAGAUCGGAGAGGCGAGCCAGGCGAGUUUCAGCAUGUCUCUCAGAUCAUUCACUGGCUAGUGACAGUGGCGUGUUUGAAGCUUUAAGCAAAAGGAAUGAAGAUCUGGAAGAACCUGCUUAUGGUGAUGCUGCCAGUAAUGAAGAACCACAAAUACAUGUUGGAUUUCUGCAUGACAGUGGAAGUGAAUGUCUGUUAGUCCAUGUACUACAGCUGAAGAACUUCACUAGUCUAGUUGUGAAAGAAAACUGCAAAAUUCAUGUGAGAGUUUACUUGCCACCACUUGAGUCAGGCACACCAACCACUUACUGCUCUAGAGCUAUGGAAUUUCAAACUCCGUUAAUAUUUAAUGAAGUUUUCCGAAUCCCCGUGCAUUCAAGUGUUUUGAAGUUAAAAUCACUGCAGCUGUAUAUCUGCUCUGUUGACCAUCAGCAACAAGAAGAACUAUUGGGCAUUGCUCAGAUAAACCUGACUGAUGCAGAGAGUUCUGGUGAGAUGCAGCUUCACUGGUAUACUGUUCAGAUCUUCACUGGCUCAGACCCCCAAAGAGCAAAGAACAAAAACCAGUGUGAAGAAAGUAUUCCCUGUUCUUCUGGAAAUGUAACUACAGUUAAAACAGAUGCAGUGACUGCCCUCUUAGCUCGGACCACCGCCCAAUUGGAAGCAGUUGAGAGAGAGCUGGCAGAAGAGAGAGUAAAACUGGAAUACACAGAGGAGGAAAUCUUGGAGAUGGAAAGAAAGGAAGAUCAAGCAGAAGCCAUAUCAGAACGGAGUUGGCAAGCAGAAUCUGUUGACAGUGGAUGCAGUAAUUGCACCCAGACUAGUCCUCCUUACCCAGAGCCAUUUUGUGGGGAUUCGUUAGCUGGACACAUGUUUGCAGCUCCAGCAGGCCAGUACAGUCCUGGAAAAAUGCAGCCUCCACCACUAAAGGUGGAUAAGGAAACCAACACUGAGGAUCUGUUUCCUGAAGAAGUUGCUAUUCUUCCAAAAGAGAGAACUAGCCGCAGGCCACGGGGUUCUGCUUUUGUUCGCAGUAGUACUAUUGUUCGUUCCCAGACCUUCUCGCCUGGAGCACGAAGUCAAUAUGUUUGCAGACUGUAUCGCAGUGACAGUGACAGUUCGACUCUGCCAAGGAAGUCGCCCUUUGUCCGGAACACGUUGGAGAGGCGCACCCUGCGGUAUAAGCAGUCCUGCAGAUCAUCUUUGGCUGAGCUUAUGGCAAGGACGUCCUUAGACCUGGAGCUGGAUCUCCAGGCAUCCAGAACUAGACAGAGACAGCUGAACGAGGAGAUAUGUGUUUUAAGAGAGUUGAGACAGCGUCUGGAAGAUGCCCAGCUCAGAGGGCAGACAGAUCUACCCCACUGGGUCCUUCGGGAUGAGCGAUUCCGAAACUUGUUGAGGGAAGCAGAAAGGCAGACCAGACAGACCAAAUUUGAACAUCACCAAGAGCAAGCAGCUGAAAAGAUGCUAAAGAAAGCAUCAAAAGAAAUAUACCAGUUGCGUGGGCAAAAUCAGAAGGAGCCUAUUCAGGUGCAAACUUUCAGAGAGAAGAUAGCUUUUUUCACAAGACCAAGGAUUAACAUACCUCCUCUGCCAGCUGAUGAUGUAUGACAUGUUGCAUUG
Messenger RNA from Indicator indicator, 3462 nucleotides. RefSeq names its product WWC family member 3 (gene WWC3). Gene Ontology annotation, biological process: regulation of DNA-templated transcription; regulation of hippo signaling; negative regulation of organ growth. Gene Ontology annotation, molecular function: kinase binding; molecular adaptor activity. Bases 175 to 3450 code for a protein of 1091 amino acids. The transcript is spliced from 23 exons. Gene Ontology annotation, cellular component: cytoplasm. The record is from RefSeq and is a predicted model, not a curated record. NCBI's taxonomy places the organism in Eukaryota, Metazoa, Chordata, Aves, Piciformes, Indicatoridae.